CAAAAAAAAAUUGUUCAAAAAUAUCACUUUAAUUUAAUAUCCAAGAAAGUACGACACUUUGAGCUGUCAAAACAAUACAGCAAAACAGUUAAACGUUUGUAAAAAUAAUGGGAAAAGAGAAGGAAAAAUCAACAAGAUCUGAUCUUAAAUUAUCUCGUGACAAUAGAGAUAAUCGUGACAAAGAUAGAAAGGAUAAGCGUAGAUCACGUUCCAGGUCUCGGGAUCGCGAAGAAAGACGUUUAGACAGAAGAAAUGACGAUGAUAGAAAGCAAAAGGAAUCAAAGGAUCAAAAACCAUUAAAAUCAGAGAUUAAAAACGAAGAUGAUGAGCUGCAAAUGCCAACAAGCAGAAAAAAGGAACCAUUGUCAUUAGAAGAGCUUCUUGCCAAAAAGAAAGCUGAAGAAGAGAAGAAAAGUAAGCCUGUAUUUAUAUCAAAGGAACAGCGAGCUCAAGAGGCUAUUAAAAGACGACAGGAACAAGUAGCUGCACUACGUGCUGCUGCAGCUAGUGUCCCAAAGUUUGGUGAUGUUCCUGUAACUGAUAUAUUGCGUAAAGAAAAGGAACAACAGCGAGUUUUUGAUAGACGUGACCGAGAAAGGGAAAGAGAUAGAUAUGAGAGGGAGAGAGAAAGAGAGCGUGAUAGGUACGAAGAAAAAAGGGAUAAUAGAGGAGGUCAGCAGUCACAACGAGAUCAACAGCAAUCAAGAGAUGGACCAUCCAGAGAAGUUGAGAAAUUUGACGAUGUAGCUAUUACAGUUAAAGAUAAAGAAAAGGAGUCAGAAGCAAUUCGUGAAAGAUAUUUGGGGAUUAUUAAGAAAAAGCGUCGAGUACGUCGAUUAAAUGACCGUAAAUUCGUUUUUGAUUGGGAUGCAAAUGAGGAUACAUCAAACGAUUAUAAUCAGUUGUAUAAAGAUCGUCAUUAUGUACAAUUUUUUGGCAGAGGAAAUAUCGCUGGAAUUGAUAUUAAGGAACAGAAACGUAAACAGAGUAAAUUUUAUGGAGAUUUAUUGGAAAAACGUAGAACUGAUGCCGAGAAGGAACAAGAAAAGGUUCGAUUGAAAAAAGUCCAGAAGAAAGAAGACAAACAGAAAUGGGAUGAUCGUCAUUGGACAGAAAAGAAGCAUUUAGAAAUGACAGAACGCGACUGGCGUAUUUUCAGAGAAGAUUAUAACAUCACUAUUAAAGGAGGUCAAAUUCCUAAUCCUAUUCGCAAAUGGGAAGAAGGUGGUUUUUGUAAAGAUAUUUUGGACAUUAUUGAACAAGUUGGAUAUAAAGAACCGACACCAAUUCAAAGACAAGCCAUUCCAAUUGGUCUACAAAAUCGAGAUAUUAUCGGUAUUGCAGAAACUGGUUCGGGUAAAACACUUGCAUUUUUAAUUCCUUUAUUAACAUGGAUUCAGUCAUUGCCAAAACAAGAACGUCAAGAGAAUAUCGAUCAAGGUCCAUAUGCUAUUAUAUUAGCACCAACAAGAGAAUUGGCACAACAAAUUGAGGAAGAAACAAGAAAGUUUGGAACUCCGCUUGGAAUUAGAACAGUCGUCGUUGUUGGUGGUUUAUCUCGUGAAGAUCAAGGCUUCCAGUUACGUUUAGGUUGUGAAAUUGUUAUUUGCACACCGGGUCGUUUAAUUGAUGUCCUUGAGAAUCGCUAUCUCGUAUUGAAUCAGUGCACAUACAUUGUUAUGGACGAAGCUGACAGAAUGAUAGACAUGGGUUUCGAACCAGAUGUUCAGAAAAUCCUGGAGUUUAUGCCUGUGUCUAAUUUAAAGCCAGACAACGAAGAUGCUGAAGAUGCAACAAAACUUAUGGCAAAUUUCAAUACACGCAAAAAGUACAGACAAACUGUUAUGUUUACAGCUACUAUGCCUCCAGCAGUUGAGCGACUUGCUCGAACUUAUUUAAGACGUCCAGCUACAGUUUAUAUUGGUUCUAUUGGUAAACCAACAGAACGUACUAAACAGAUUGUCGUUAUGACUACUGAAAAUGAGAAGAGAAAGAAGCUUAUGGAUAUUCUCAAACAAGGUCUCGAACCUCCAGUUAUUAUUUUCGUCAAUCAAAAGAAAGGCGCGGAUGUUCUGGCAAAAGGAUUGGAGAAGUUUGGAUUCAAUGCCUGUACAUUGCACGGUGGUAAAGGACAAGAACAGAGAGAAUAUGCUCUCUCGUCACUUAAGAAUGGUUCCAAAGACAUUUUGGUUGCUACUGAUGUUGCCGGUCGUGGUAUCGAUAUUAAGGAUGUAUCAAUGGUCAUUAACUACGAUAUGGCAAAGACUAUCGAAGAUUACACUCACAGAAUUGGUCGUACAGGACGUGCUGGAAAGACGGGUACAGCUAUAAGUUUGGUGACAAAAGAUGACAGUCCAUUGUUCUACGAUCUUAAGCAGUUGAUUAUGAGCAGUCCAAUUUCAAGUUGUCCACCAGAAUUGAUGAAUCAUCCAGAAGCACAGCAUAAGCCUGGAACUGUUGUUACGAAGAAACGACGAGAGGAAAAAAUAUUUGCUGAUUAAUAAAAUUGUUUUUAAACGUAAAAAAAUUUUGAUCGAGGGGUAAGAACAGAAGCUGGUUAAUGAAUACUUUUCAUCCUUCCUCUGCUUGCUUAAUAUUAUGUAGAAAAUAAAGAAAUGAUUUGGAGGUAAUAAAAGAUCACUCCAUUCAAAUAAGAAGCAUAAUGUGCUUUAAAUUAACUGUUUAGUGCGAUUUUUCCUGUCAAAAUUGAGAUUUCAGUGAAUUUUCAAGGGGUAUACACUCGGGAUUUUUGGGAUUAAUCACAGACAUUCUGUACAAGUGCAAUGCUUACAAAAAGUCAAAUAUUUUGUUAAUUAAAGUAUGUAGAAGGAACCAAUAACAACAAAACGAUAGAGUUUACCAUUUUACAUAAUUGUUUUGUGUCGUUGAUAGCUUAAAAUCUCACAAAAAAGAAUUUGAAGUCUCAAAAUACUAUCCAAAUUAC
This is a messenger RNA of Chironomus riparius, 2944 nucleotides long. The record is from the annotation of a GenBank genome assembly. Lineage: Eukaryota; Metazoa; Arthropoda; Insecta; Diptera; Chironomidae.